ACAGGAAAAAGGAACUUAAACUCCCAGCGCCUGGACAGAGGAGAGGCGCGGGGGGUGGGGGGGUGCGUCAGGGAACACAGAGAGAGGGAGGGGAAGGCAGAGAGAUCGGCAGCGAGAAAGAGAGAGAGAGAGAGAGAGAGAGAGAAAGAGAGAGAAAGGGAGGGAGGGAGAGAGUUUAGAGCUUCAGACUGAGUGCCGAGAUGUGUAUGGAAGGGCUUUUCUGACACCCGUCUGGGGGUUUGAACCCUGUGUCGAGCUGAAGCCCAGUGUGUAGCCCCUCUCUGUGGAUGUACAGCCAGCUUUGCCUCCUCUCCCGUGCCCAGACCCAGGCCUGCGGCUGGGGGAACAUGCGUCAGCUCUCCUCCCUCACCCUGUGUCUGCUCUGCUGGAUCUCCUCAGGCAGUGCCUCAGAAAUAGCAGAUCUGACCCUGAUCAACCCAGACCCUGUGGUCACCUCCACGAACUCCUCCUUGUUGUGCGUGAGCAGUGACUGGACCUCCACUGCCUCCCUCACCGUGAACCGCGACACCCACCACGUGCACCCCCACCCGCCCACGCUCACCAACACGCCGGACACACGGUACCGCUCCGCCACCAAAAUCGAUUGGACCAAUCGCAAUGGCAUUUUUGGCUCCUACUACUGCCGGCUCAAAAGCACUGCCGACUCCAGCAAGAUCUACACCUACAAGAUGCUGAAUGAAGCUGCCUUCCUUCCAGAGUCGCUAACAGUCACAGCCAGCAUCGGAGAGUUUAUCAACAUAUCUUACGUGCGGAAGAAAGUGCUGCAAAUGGAUCCAGUCAUCUAUAAGAAUGGAACAUUUCUUCACUCCUUGCCAAAGCAUGAGAUUUUCGACACGCUUCAGUACCCCAUCGUGUCAGUGACGGUGGACGACGCUGGUCUCUACAGAGCCAGAUACAUUGGCGAUUUAGACAUCACUGCCGGGAUCACCAGGCUGAUAGUAAGAAAAUGCAGAGCACAAAUGUGGGGUGCAGAAUGUUCCAGAAGCUGCCCGGAAUGUGCCAAUGGAGGCAUGUGCCAUGAUGAGACCGGGCAGUGUGUUUGUCCUCCAGGGUUCAAGGGCUCCAACUGUGAAAUAGUUUGUGGCGAGGGCCGAUUUGGGCGGACCUGUAAGGAGAGGUGUAUGAAUGGCAACUGCCAGUCCAUGGUGUUGUGCCUGCAGGACCCGUACGGCUGCUCCUGCUCGUCAGGCUGGAGGGGCCUUAACUGCACUGAAGCUUGUCCACCAGGUUAUUACGGGGCCGGCUGUAAACUGAGGUGUAAGUGCGGAGGGAAAGGAAAAUGUGACCGGUACCGGGGUUGCGUGUGUCCAGGGAGACAUGGCUCUCGCUGCGAGAGAGAAGACAAGCCUCCUGUUGUGGUCAGCAACCUCAGGGACACAGAGCUGAAUGCUGGAGUCAUCUAUACGGUCAACUGUACAGCCAGGGGUCUUCCAGCUCCGCUGCAUGGAGAGAUCAUCCUGCUCAGACCCGACAGGACACCUGUACAUGCAUUGGACACAGAAACGGUGAAUGACCAGACCACCUCUAUGUUCAGAGUGGACAAGAUCGUGGUGUCAGACACCGGCCGCUGGCAAUGCCGGGCCAGCACUACAGCUGGGCAGGUGGAGAAAGACUUCCUGGUGACUGUCAAAGUUCCCCCGCAGCCCCAGAGCCCCCCCUUCCUGAAUGGCAGUGGGCCCUACCAUCUCAUCAUCCAGGUGAACAAGGAGCCUUACUCAGGCGACGGGCCAGUGACCUCCGUCAAGGUCGUCUACAGGCAGGUGAACACCUCGUCAUGGCGGAUGGUAGAAGUGAUGGGAUCCCAGGUGAAGCUGGAGAACCUGACGCCCAUGACUGAGUACACCACGUUUGUGCAGCUCGCUCGCACAGGAGCAGGAGGCACCGGCUACCCCGGGCCCGAGGCCAGCUUCUUCACACAGAUACUGGAGUGUUCUUAUCCCACUGGUAUCAAACUGGUCCCACUAAGCCAGACGGUUCUGGACCUGUCCUGGGACCCGCUAAACCGAUCCACCAAAGAGGACUGGAUCUACCAGCUGGAGUGCCUCCAGAGCUCCGACCCGAGCAACCUCCAGACGCACCACCUCACCGUCAACUCCACAAGCCUGCGGCUGAGGCACCUGAAGCCCAGGCACAAGUACGAGUGCCGCCUGUGGCUGACCUCCACCUCAGACAACACAGACGUCCAGUGUCGGCCAGUGGGCUUGUCCCGAGCGGCGGUGUCAGCCUGGACCCUCAGCAAUGACCUGCCCCCAGCGCCCUUCAACAUCCUCACCUGCAACGUCACCGACACCUCUGCUACCCUCACUUGGUCCCUGGCGGAGGGCAACUCCAUCUCCAAGGUGACCAUCCUCUACCAGGAGGAGCAGGAGGACCUGAGGCAGCUGGUGGAGAUCGCCGUGCCGCAGGACCAGCUGGCCAUGCAGUUCCAGCUGAGGGGCCUCCUGCAGGACACGCUCUACCGGGUGGACCUCUGGGCCACCAACAACCUGGGCGAGAGCCAGGAGAGGCCCCAGGUCCACGUCAGGACCCUCACACAGCUGGAGAGCGCCAGGCUGCACAGGCUGAGCAGUGAGGGUAACAUGCUGUUCUUUGCCAUCCUGGGCUCCGCGGGCAUGACGUGCAUCACCAUCCUCAUCGCCUUCUGCAUCGUGCUGCAGCUCAAGCGCGCCACCUUCCAGAGGAGGAUGGUCCAGGCAUUCCAGAACAUUGUGAGAGAGGAGCCGGUGGUCCAGUUCAGCUCGGGGUCGCUGAACAUGCCCAACAAGAAGUCAGCGAACACCCCCCAGCACGUGGCCUACCCGGCCCUCGUGUGGAGCGACAUCAAGUUCCAGGACAUCAUCGGCGAGGGGAACUUUGGGCAGGUCCUGAAGGCCAGCAUCAAGAAGGACGGGCUGAGAAUGGACGCCGCCAUCAAAAGGAUGAAAGAGUACGCCUCCAAGGAUGACCACAGGGACUUUGCCGGGGAGCUGGAGGUGCUUUGCAAGCUUGGCCACCAUCCCAACAUCAUCAAUCUGCUGGGGGCUUGUGAACACAGGGGCUAUCUGUACCUGGCCAUUGAGUUUGCUCCUCACGGCAACCUGCUGGACUUCCUGCGGAAGAGCCGUGUUCUGGAGACGGACCCGGCGUUCGCCAUCGCCCACAGCACCGCCUCCACUCUCUCCUCCCAGCAGCUGCUUCACUUCGCUGCCGACGUGGCGCGGGGCAUGGACUACCUGAGCCAGGCACAGUUUAUUCACAGAGAUCUGGCUGCCAGGAACAUUCUUGUCGGGGAGAACUUUGUGGCGAAGAUCGCAGACUUUGGGCUCUCCAGAGGCCAGGAGGUGUACGUGAAGAAGACGAUGGGCAGGUUACCUGUGCGAUGGAUGGCCAUUGAGUCUCUGAACUACAGCGUCUACACCACCAACAGUGACGUGUGGUCAUACGGAGUUCUUCUCUGGGAGAUUGUUAGCCUGGGUGGGACGCCAUACUGCGGGAUGACCUGCGCUGAGCUCUAUGAGAAGCUUCCGCAGGGCUACCGUCUGGAGAAGCCCCUCAACUGUGACGACGAGGUGUUUGACCUGAUGCGCCAAUGCUGGAGAGAGAAACCUUACGAGAGACCCUCGUUCACUCAGAUCCUGGUCUCUCUCAAUCGCAUGCUGGAGGAAAGAAAGACGUAUGUGAACACCACGCUGUAUGAGAAGUUCACCUAUGCAGGCAUUGACUGCUCUGCAGAAGAAGCUGGAUGAUCUUGAUGAUGUGCUAUACACACACACACAAGGAGUAUCUUUCUACAGUUCCAUGGGACAUGUAUCCUGCACCUGUUACUUCACUUACGCUGGAUAUGUAUAACAGUGAAAACAAGGUUUAAUCAAUCCUUUUAAAAGGGAUGGAUGGACUACAAUUUUGCACACAUUGUGUACUCAUGUUUGAAAUAUUAUGAAAUGUUAACGGGAUGUAUCCAACCAGUCGUUUUUUUUAUAUGAAUGUCAGCCAUUGUAAAUCGCUUCGAUUGAUUGGUCAGAGUGGAUGUAAACGUGUGAGUAACACAGCUGGAACUUGUUUUUCUAUCUGUUCGAACAGAAGACCUGAGGUCAACUGUAAAUAGCAACUUUUGUUUUAUAUGAUUAGCCUGAAGUUUCCACAAAUAAAAACAUAAAUAAAAAAAAUCUAUUGUUUUUCAUAUGCUGUGUGCGUUCCUGAAGUAGUCAGGUUGAUCUUUAUGUAGGGGAUAAUGGACGACAUGGUUGUCAGGUAGCAGUC
Molecule: messenger RNA, 4260 nt
Organism: Clupea harengus (Atlantic herring)
Lineage: Eukaryota; Metazoa; Chordata; Actinopteri; Clupeiformes; Clupeidae
Gene: tek
Product: TEK tyrosine kinase, endothelial
Biological process (GO): positive regulation of kinase activity; multicellular organism development; protein phosphorylation
Cellular component (GO): signaling receptor complex; plasma membrane
Molecular function (GO): transmembrane receptor protein tyrosine kinase activity; ATP binding; protein binding
Source: RefSeq, a predicted model, not a curated record